CGAGGAAUGUCCUGCUGCAGGGUCGGUGCGAUGGAAAUGCUCACUGGCUGUACAGACGACUUUUUGAAUAGAAAGCUCGACAGCUCAUCCUUUUUGUUCUUGCUCGAGUUUCUGCUCCUGUGCAUGCUCUAGUCUCGAAUCCCUCGACUUCUUGUGUCCUUCCACUACGAUCUACUCCUCGUUGCUUUAAGCACAACCGUUUCACUACCCCGCAACGUCGAAUCCGGGGAAUAACAACACCUUGUGCUGAAAAAAACCAUCUCGUCCACGAUGGCUUCCAGCUCAAGAAGUGCUCAGCGCGCUCUGAGAGCUCUUAGGGCCUCCUCCACCCGUUCUUAUACUCCUCUUACCCGCCGAACCUAUGCCUCGGCCGCGGAACCAGACCUCAAGUCGACCCUGGAAUCGGUCAUUCCCGAAAAGCGAGAGCUCCUUAAGCAGGUCAAGAGCCAUGCGGACAAGAAGAUUGGAGAUAUCAAUGUAGGGAUGGUCAUUGGCGGUAUGAGAACAAUGAAGUCCAUGGUCUGGGAAGGCAGCGUCUUGGAUGCCAACGAAGGAAUCCGAUUCCAUGGCAAGACAAUUGCAGACUGUCAAAAGGAGCUUCCGAAAGGCACAUCUGGCACUGAGAUGUUGCCUGAGGCCAUGUUCUGGCUUCUUCUGACUGGCCAGGUCCCUUCGGUCUCCCAGGUUCGUGCGUUGUCUCGCCAACUUGCAGAGAAGUCAGACCUCCCAGCCCAUGUCACCAACAUGCUCCGAGCCUUCGACAAGAAUGUUCACCCCAUGACACAACUUUCAUGUGCUGUGGCAGCCUUGAACUCCGAGUCUAUCUUUGCAAAGAAAUACGCCGAAGGCUUGAAUAAGACCGCCUACUGGGAGCCAACUUUCGAUGAUAGCAUCAACCUAUUAGCGAAGCUGCCUCGCGUGGCUGCAGCCAUCUUCGACAAGGCUGCUCUCGACAUGCCCAUCGACAAAGACCAAGAUUGGGCUUACAACUUUGCCACAUUGUUGGGCAAGCCUGGAAAGGAAAAUGAAGGCUUCCAGGACCUGCUACGUCUAUACCUCGCCCUUCACGGUGACCAUGAGGGAGGAAAUGUUUCGGCCCACGCCACCCAUCUGGUUGGAUCUGCACUCUCCGACCCAUAUCUUUCCUAUUCCGCUGGUCUUCUCGGUCUGGCUGGACCUCUACACGGCCUUGCUGCGCAGGAAGUCCUUCGCUGGAUCUUGAAGAUGAAGGACCAUAUAGGGGAGAAUUUCUCCGAUAAGGAUGUGACCGAUUAUCUCUGGGCCACACUAAAGUCUGGCCAGGUCGUUCCCGGUUAUGGUCAUGGUGUCCUUCGUAAGCCUGACCCCCGUUUCAAGGCGCUUAUCGACUUUGGCGAUGCCCGUCCGGAUAUUUCCAGCAACCCCGUCUAUCGUCUGGUGAAAAAGAACAGCGAGAUUGCACCAGGCGUCUUGACUGAGCAUGGCAAGACCAAGAAUCCUCAUCCCAAUGUGGACAGUGCUUCAGGUGUCCUCUUCCAUCACUAUGGCUUCCAAGACCCUCUAUACUACACUGUCACUUUUGGUGUGAGCAGAGGUUUGGGACCUCUGGCCCAGUUGAUCUGGGACCGAGCUCUCGGUAUGCCCAUCGAACGCCCAAAGAGCAUCGAUCUCCAAGGACUCCUCAAACUGGUGUAGUUCGGAAGUUGCUUGAGGGCGUACUGUACAUAUCCGAAGGAGUUCAUCACUGGCUAAAAAGCAAUAUAGAUAGUUAUGUCAUAUUUUUGCGUCCUGUCGGGGACUCGGAAACUUAUUUUUCAAAACUGCAUAUUUCGUGCCAGUUGCCUGGAGUUCAGAACUCGUAUUCGAUACUCCGUAGAAGAUGCCUAUGAGACAGAAGGGGCGAGAGCUACAGUGGUUCAUGCCGGAACAAUGUUACUCCGUAACACCCG
Molecule: messenger RNA, 1928 nt
Organism: Exophiala oligosperma
Lineage: Eukaryota; Fungi; Ascomycota; Eurotiomycetes; Chaetothyriales; Herpotrichiellaceae
Product: 2-methylcitrate synthase, mitochondrial
Exons: 1
Coding region: 271-1674 (467 amino acids)
Biological process (GO): tricarboxylic acid cycle; carbohydrate metabolic process
Cellular component (GO): mitochondrial matrix
Molecular function (GO): 2-methylcitrate synthase activity
Source: RefSeq, a predicted model, not a curated record